Molecule: messenger RNA, 2664 nt
Organism: Pipistrellus nathusii (Nathusius's pipistrelle)
Lineage: Eukaryota; Metazoa; Chordata; Mammalia; Chiroptera; Vespertilionidae
Source: the annotation of a GenBank genome assembly
AUGGCGCCUCCCAGUCCCGCGGAGUCUAAGGCCCCAUCCCCGUCGAGCGCGGCCAAGUCCGAGGAGGAGAUGGUGCUGCCGGGGUUUCCGGACGCGGACAGUUUCGUGAAGUUUGCUCUUGGGUCAGUAGUGGCUGUCACCAAGGCAUCUGGGGGCCUACCACAGUUUGGCGAUGAGUAUGAUUUCUACCGAAGUUUUCCUGGCUUCCAGGUAUUUUGUGAGACACAGGGCGACAGGUUGCUUCAGUGCAUGAGCAAGGUAAUGCAGUACCAUGGAUGUCGAAGCAACAUUAAAGAUAGAAAUAAAGUGACUGAGUUGGAGGACAAGUUUGAUUUACUAGUUGAUACCAAUGAUGUUAUUCUGGAAAGAGUGGGUAUUUUACUGGAUGAAGCAUCAGGUGUGAAUAAGAAUCAACAGCCUGUCCUCCCCACAGGACUACAGGUCCCCAAGACAAUCGUGUCCAGCUGGAACCGUAAGGCAGGAGAAUAUAGCAAAAAAACAAAAUCUGAAACUUUCCGGCUGCUUCAUGCAAAAAACAUCAUCCGACCUCAGCUUAAAUUCCGAGAGAAGAUUGACAAUUCCAACACUCCAUUUCGUCCUAAAAUCUUCAUCAAGCCCAAUGCCCAGAAACCCCUCCCUCAGGCGCUCUCCAGAGAAAGGCGGGAGUGCCCGCAGGAUCGCCCUGAGGACUUGGAUGUCCCGGCUGCUCUGGCAGAUUUCAUUCAUCAGCAGAGAACGCAGCAGGUGGAGCAGGACAUGUUUGCACACCCUUAUCAAUACGAACUAGAUCACUUCACUCCACCGGAUUCAGUCCUUCAAAAGCCACAACCCCAGUUAUAUAGGCCUGUGGGAGAAACACCCUGCCAUUUCGUGUCUUCCCUGGAUGAACUAGUGGAACUCAACGAGAAGCUCCUGAAGUGUCAAGAAUUUGCAAUAGACUUGGAGCACCAUUCUUACAGGAGCUUCCUGGGGCUGACCUGCCUCAUGCAGAUUUCCACCCGGACAGAAGACUUCAUUGUGGACACUCUGGAGCUGCGAAGUGACAUGUACAUUCUCAACGAGAGCCUCACGGACCCAGCUAUUGUCAAGGUCUUCCAUGGUGCUGACUCAGACAUAGAAUGGCUGCAGAAGGACUUCGGGCUGUACGUCGUGAACAUGUUUGAUACCCAUCAGGCGGCGCGCCUUCUUAACCUGGGCCGGCACUCGCUCGACCAUCUGCUGAAACACUACUGCAAUGUGGAAUCCAACAAGCAGUACCAGCUGGCUGACUGGAGGAUACGACCUCUGCCCGAGGAAAUGCUGAACUACGCGCGGGACGACACCCAUUACCUGCUUUACAUCUAUGAUAAGAUGAGGCUGGAGCUGUGGGAGCGAGGCAACGGCCAGCCCGCCCAGCUGCAGGUGGUGUGGCAGCGCAGCAGGGACAUCUGCCUCAAGAAAUUCAUCAAACCUAUCUUCACGGAUGAGUCCUACCUUGAACUGUAUAGGAAGCAAAAGAAGCAUCUCAACACGCAGCAGCUGACAGCCUUCCAGCUCCUGUUUGCCUGGCGGGACAAAACCGCGCGGAGGGAAGAUGAAAGCUAUGGAUACGUACUGCCAAACCACAUGAUGCUAAAGAUAGCUGAAGAGCUGCCUAAGGAACCUCAGGGCAUCAUAGCUUGCUGCAACCCUGUCCCCCCUCUCGUACGGCAACAAAUCAACGAGAUGCAUCUUCUAAUCCAGCAAGCUCGGGACAUGCCCCUGCUGAAGUCUGAAGUAGCGGCUGGGGUAAAGAGGAGUGGACCGCUGCCCAAUCCUGAGAGAUUGGAGAAUGUUCUCUUUGGACCUCAUGACUGCUCCCACGCCCCUUCAGAUGGCUAUCCUGUCAUCCCAGCCAACGGGCCUGUGCCAGUGCAGAAACAGGCAAGCCUUUUCCCUGCAGGAGGAGAGGACGAGGCCCUGCUGGACUCCAAAUGCCUUAUCGCCACCGCUGUCAUCACAUUAUUCAACGAACCCAGUGCUGAAGAAAACGGAAAGGCCCCGCUAACAGUCGCACAGAAGAAAGCCCAGAGCAUAAUGGAGUCCUUUGAAAACCCAUUCAGGAUGUUUCUGCCUUCGAUAGAACACCAUGCUCACAUUUCCCAGGCAGCAAAGUUUGACCCAACAUCAAAAAUCUAUGAAAUCAGCAACCGUUGGAAGCUGGCAAGCCAGGUACAGGUACAAAAAGAAUCUAAAGAAACUGCCAAGAAGAAGGCAGCUGAGCAAACAGCUGCCCGGGACCAGGCCACUGAGGAGUACAAAGAGGCGGCGGAGCAGGCCAUGUCUGUCCGGCGGCAGGCUGCUCUAGAAAACGCCGCCGUGAAGAGAGAGCGAGCAACGAGUGACCCAGGGACCCCAGAGCAGAAACUGGAGAAGAAACGACUCAAAGUUUCCAAGAAGCCGAAGGAGCCAGAAGCGCCGGAAAAAGAUUUCACCCCUUAUGACUACAGCAAGUCAGACUUCAAGGCUUUUGCUGGAAGCAGCAAACCCAAACCUUCUUCCCAGUUUGAUCCAAAUAAGCAGACGCCAUCUGGCAAGAAAUGUCUUGGAGCCAAAAAACUUAAACAGCCCAUGGGAAACAAAAGCAUGUCCUUUCCGACUGGAAAGUCAGACAGGGGUUUCAGGCACAAUUGGCCAAAGAGAUAG